AUGCCCACUCCUACCUGCGUAAAGGAUGUGGAGAGAUUUCUGGGUUUAGUUACGUACGUUGGUAAUUUUAUACCCAACUUAUCAGACAAAACGUGUGUUUUGAGAGAAUUACUUAAAAAAGACAUAGAAUGGCACUGGACAAACAAACAUAAUCAAUGUUUUAACGAAAUAAAAUGUCUUCUUGUGAAUCCACCGGUCUUGCAAUUUUAUGAUCCACGGAAACCGGUUGUAAUAUCCGUGGAUGCGAGUAAAAACGGUCUGGGGGCUUGUUUAUUGCAAACUAAUUUGCCUGUAUGUUAUGCAUCCAAGGCACUAACUAAAACCGAACAGUCAUAUGCACAGAUAGAAAAGGAGCUGUAUGCCUGUGUCUUUGCUUGUGAAAGGUUUUAUACAUACAUCUACGGACGAACAGAAAUAACUAUAGAAACCGAUCAUAAACCUUUAGUAAAUAUUAUAAAUAAGCCUUUAGCAAAUGCACCUGCGCGCCUACAAAGAAUGCUAAUGAGAUUACAACCGUAUACGUUUACAUUAGUAUAUAAGCCCGGCCGAUAUUUAUACAUAGCCGAUACAUUAUCGCGUGCGGUUGCACCGAGCGCGGAGCCAGUCGAUUCAGUUCACUCACGUAAUCACUACGACGCGCAGGCGCAAGUAUGUUCGAUCAGUGCUAGUAAUGUAUUGACGGACACGCAUUUUGUAGAAAUUCAAAAAAGCACUUUAGAAGACGAAGACAUGCAAUUAUUAAUCAAAACCAUAAAACGGGGUUGGCCAGUUGAUAAGAGUACUCUAGAUAAUAAAUUAAAACCCUUCUGGGAAUGCAAGGAGGAGUUAGUUGUAAAUUUUGGCAUAGUAUGGAGAGGCUGUAGGGUUGUCAUUCCUAAAUCAAUGCGUUAUAAAAUGUUAAAAAAUAUACAUAGUAGUCAUUUAGGUAUUGAGAAAUGUAAGCUUCGAGCUCGUCAAAUUAUGUAUUGGCCUAAUAUGAACACGCAAUUAAUAGAUUACUUAUCGAAGUGUCAGGCAUGCUUGAACUAUAGAAAACAAAAUAUAAAAGAACCCUUAAUUCCGCAUGAAAUACCUGAUAGACCGUGGUGCAAAGUCGGUAUAGAUAUCUUUCAUUUAGGUUCCAAAUCGUAUUUAAUAGCGGUGGAUUAUCACAGUAAAUUCAUUGAAUUGGCACAAUUAAAUUCAAGUACCUCUGAAAAUGUUAUAAAUAAAUUAAAAACAAUAUUCGGUAGACAAGGUAUUCCAGAGACGGUUAUGUCAGAUAAUGGCCCCGAGUUCUCAUCUUUAGCAUUUUCUGAUUUUGCAAGAAACUGGAAAUUUCGUCACGUCACGUCAUCGCCUAGAUACCCACAGUCCAAUGGUCAGGUCGAGCGGUCCAUUCAAACUAUAAAACAAAUAAUUAGAAAAACUGCGUAUGAUCAAUCGGAUUUUAACUUGGCGUUAUUAGAGUAUUUAAAUACACCAAUUAGCAAAGAACUACCAUCACCCGCAGAGUUACUAUAUAGUAGAAAGCUACGUAGCAUCGUGCCGUGCAACCCUAUAUUAUUAAAGCCAACAUUACAUAAUAACACGGCACAAAAGAUUAAAAGUCGUCAACAAAUUCAAAAAUAUUAUUAUGAUAGAGGAUCAAAAAACUUAACACCUUUAUGUGUAGGACAGAAAGUAAAAGUUAGAAUAAACAAUACUUGGCAAUCGGGCAUUGUAAAAAACAGGUUUGGAAUGCGAUCAUAUGUUGUGUUAUUGAAUAACGGAACUAGUUUGAGACGCAAUAGAAGACAUUUGAUUGCUGAUUCGAACCGCAAUUGCUUAUCACCACAGAAUGAAUACAGUUUGUUAUAUGACGAUAUAAACUUAGACACAUCUCAAUCCACGUCUGUUGGCUCCGGUGAACUAGUCUUACAAUCAGCUGAUGAUAACUGUUCUAAUGCAUAUCGUACUCGUUUCGGCAGGAUAGUGCGGCCUCCUGAUCGGUGGGGCUACUCAAAAAACCGAAAUUCCAUAGGUGAGUGUAAAUGA
Molecule: messenger RNA, 2016 nt
Organism: Arctia plantaginis
Lineage: Eukaryota; Metazoa; Arthropoda; Insecta; Lepidoptera; Erebidae
Source: the annotation of a GenBank genome assembly